Molecule: messenger RNA, 1286 nt
Organism: Eupeodes corollae
Lineage: Eukaryota; Metazoa; Arthropoda; Insecta; Diptera; Syrphidae
Gene: Mul1
Product: mitochondrial E3 ubiquitin protein ligase 1
Exons: 5
Coding region: 129-1145 (338 amino acids)
Biological process (GO): protein ubiquitination; organelle organization
Molecular function (GO): ubiquitin-protein transferase activity
Source: RefSeq, a predicted model, not a curated record
ACAGACUUCAAAAAUAUAAAAAUACAACUUUUUUCGAGUGGCCCGGAACUUUGUUAUGAAAAUUUUAAAUUUCGCAGUAAAUUACUAAACUAUUGCAUAUUUUUUUAAUAAAUACACAAUCCGCUGCAAUGGAUUUCAUACAAGAAGGCAUUGCUCUGGGUGUCGAUCUUCUUAUACUUGGAAUAUGCUUCAAAGAAUACUACAGUUAUAAAAAAACCGUGAAUAAUCUCAAGAAUGCUCCACAACUACCAAUCGAUGGAGACCUUAAAAGACUCCUGGAAGGAAAAAAAGACAAUAAAAUACCAUACGCUGUGAUCCGAGGCACAAUAAUCCCAAUUGGGGUGCCGAUUCGUAGUGUUAUGUCACCUUCAGUGACCGGUGUCGUGCAAGUGAUAAAGUUGAGUGAACAUCGUGUUGCAAGAGGAUUUGCUGGUUUUUGGACAGAACAACGUCGGCUCAUUCAUGUCUCUUCGAAUGAGAUGCCAUUCGAAUUGAAAAACGGUGACUAUGGCGUUGAAAUUGUCGAUGGUUUAUCAGCAGAAAUUCUCGAUAUGGACGUUGUAUACGAUAAUUACGAACCAUCCUCUUUGUCAUUCUUUGAUCAUAUCUUUGGAUUCUUUUCUGGUGUUCGACAGAAAGGUUUACAAACUACAGAGGAAGUUCUUAGAGAUGGCAGUUUCAUAACUGCCGUCGGUGAACUCGAAUUAGAUGGCAAAACAAUUAGGAUGCAGCCUUCUUCAACAGCUCCACUCUUCCUUACAACUUCCACUAAAUCGACGUUGAUUAAAAAAUUCGAAGAAGCCAAAUCGUCAAUGACGGUGAAAAUAUUUAUUUGCGGUACAAUCGGGGCAGUUAUUGUUGGAAUAAUUGCACGCAAAAUUUACUUAAGGAAAAAACAAGAAAGAGAUGAGCGAAAAAUCAAAGAAGCACUGGACAAUGAAAGGCGAAAGCGACGAGCGAAAACACGACCUCAAAAUCUAACUCCUGAACAACUAUGCGUUGUUUGUUCUACAAAUCCCAAAGAGGUCAUAAUGCUUCCAUGUGGCCAUGUUUGCAUCUGUGAAGAUUGCUCUGAAAAAAUAACAGUUACAUGUCCAGUUUGUCGCGCAAAAAUUCUUAGCAAAGCCGCCGCUUUCAUAUCAUAAUUAGACGAAGCAAUGACAAUCAAUUAAACAAACAAAAUUCAACAGGGUCUAAGGUGCAAUAUAUGGAUUUAGAGAAUAAGGUUAUUGAUUAACUGAACAAAAUGCAAUAAAGGACAAAAUUAAGUUUUAAUUUAAAUAAAA